AUGGCCGCAUUGUUUGGGAGCUGGGAGUCCAUGCAGGACUUAUCCAGCAUCGAUGAUUUGCUGGACCGUUUCAAUGUGGAUGAGACGGUUUGGAGAAAAUUUGAGGUGCAGAUCGGUAGCCCUGGGGCCGACCUCAGGCUCCUGGCUGCGCUUGGUGGCUGGAUGUGGCAGCGCAGUGACGGCGGCAGGACCUUAGUCGCCGAUUUAGGGAUCAGCGAGGCAGACUUCAAGGACGUGGGCCCUUCGCGAGAGAUUGAGACCGAAAGAGGAGGUACAGUUUGUCCUGUGACUGCAUCUAGGACAUCGAGUGGGGUGAUCGACCAGCAAGACGAGUCAGAGCUUCUCCCACCGGAUGUUUCAGAGGUGGACAAGUGGUACCAGAACUUUAUAGCAUACGCCAAGCAGGUUGAGAAGUUGGUGACUCAAUGGCCUCGUUGUUGGGGGCUGAUCUACACAGCCGAUGAUUCGGCUCGAGCGGAACGGUUAGAGAAGACUAGAAGGAAGCUGACGAUAGAAGCGGCUCAAAACAGGCAGAUUCCUCGAGACUGGGAUCCUGCCAGGCCAUGGUCUUGUGUGUUCAUGCAGUUGGCGGCAGAUAUGGAAUUCUGGGCCGAACGUGUCCACCAUCCAGCUGCUGCGUGGACUGCAGCUGGUGGAAGAGGUGCUCCGACGGUGGCAGCUGAGGCAGCGGUCUUGGAGGUGAUUCAGAAGGCCCUGAGUACGGAGCAUGAGACACCAGGGCCCCAGGCCGAGUCUAGGAAGACGCAAGCCAACCGAGACCCGCUGGAGACAAAGACUGACAUGGCGAUCCUGCGAUCACUCCGCAACUACGAUUUGGCUGAGUCACAGCUCGAAGAGGCCGCCAUUGAGAUUGACAGGUAUGUCAAAAAGGGCUUCUGCAAGGUGCUACCGUUGGAAGAGGUUCACACCAGGUUCCCACAAGGCACGGCGUCCAAGUUGGCCUUAAUACUCAAGCAAAAGGCCGACGGCAGCACGAAGCGAAGAAUAGUGAUUGACAUGCGUCCUUCGCAAGGAAACGAGCGUGCGAAGAUAGAGGAGAGAAUCGUCCUGCCACGGUCCCAAGACAUUGUGGCGAGCUUGAGAGUCAUGCGAGCUAGAGAACACGAGUUGGUGGGCCACGAGGUGAAGCGCUCCGUACUCAAGAGCUCCACGAGCUACGCCGAGGCCGAGGUAGAGUUCAUCAUGUUGGACUUGAAGGACGCCUUUUGCCACUUCGGAGUUCACCCAGAGGAGUUGCAGCAUUGCAAUGCAUCAGUCCCGGACUGGAAAAUGGAACCGGGAUAG
Messenger RNA from Cladocopium goreaui, 1305 nucleotides. The record is from the annotation of a GenBank genome assembly. Lineage: Eukaryota; Dinophyceae; Suessiales; Symbiodiniaceae.